Leptopilina heterotoma is the source of this 3218-nucleotide messenger RNA. Its product is annotated as CD9 antigen-like. The record is from RefSeq and is a predicted model, not a curated record. Bases 97 to 1005 code for a protein of 302 amino acids. NCBI's taxonomy places the organism in Eukaryota, Metazoa, Arthropoda, Insecta, Hymenoptera, Figitidae. Gene Ontology annotation, cellular component: membrane. The transcript is spliced from 5 exons.
UUAUUUGUUUUGAAUAAGUGUGAAAUAAGUGUGAAAUGUGGUCAACGAAAUUGGUUUUUUUCAGUUUUUUCUCCUGCAUAGAUAUCCCCUCUCUUUAUGAAAACUCAAGAAACGGACAAACGACGCUUGUUCGAUUGUUACUUGCAUCUCUCCACAGUUUCUCGUAAACCGUUGUUGGUGUUGUGUUUACAUUGUCGAAGGAGAAAAAUGGCAGUAACUGAGUGUUACGGGAUGAUAAAAUAUAUUCUCGUGUUCGUGAAUCUCAUAUUCUGGGCCGUAGGAUUGGCUGUAGUGGUAUUGGGAUCAUGGAUGCUAACGGACAAAACGUUUUUGGUAUCGCUGUCAGAACAGGAGCAACACUACAAUAUGGGACUUUAUGUUCUCCUUGGUGCCGGAAUUUUGAUUAUUGUUGUUUCAUUCCUCGGAUGCUGUGGAGCUUUCAAAGAAUCGCAAUGCAUGCUGGUCACUUUCUUCAGUUUGCUACUGGUCGUAAUUGUUGCACAAAUUGCCGCCGGAGCUUGGCUCUACACGAAUAGAGAACGUUUAGACGAGCUGGUUAAAGAUUCUUUCGCUGAAACUGUCAAAAAUGAAUACGGUAAGAUUGAAUACCGUACGGAUAUUGUCGACACUGUUCAAUCGAGUUUUGGUUGCUGUGGAGCAUCCGGUCCUUCUGAUUGGGCUGCGAGUAAAUACAAUAAAGGUGGACAGGAUGGUUUAAGCUUUUCCGUAUCUGCCAACGCCAACAGAUAUAAAAUUCCACAAUCCUGUUGCAUAAAUAAGGAAUCUGCAAUUUGUCGAGGUGGACCUGUAGCCAGUCUUGGAGCUCGUAUUAGUUCUGAAAUUUAUUCAGACGGCUGUACGGAGAAAGUAAUAGGCGCCUUAAAAUCUCAAGGAAUAAUUGUGUUUGGCGUUGCAAUUGGAGUGGGAAUACUGGAAUUUUUGGGUCUAAUUUUCUCGUUGAUUCUCUGCUGUGCAGUCGGUUCAUCAGAGAGGUACAAGGCCUAAAAAAACAACAACAAAGAAGAAGCUUUUUCAUGUAUCAAGACUAUCUCUUCUUUCGCAUCCCCUUGUGUGAUAUAAACCUGUUGUCUUGAAUUAAUUUUCCAUGUGACAAAGAUGCAAGGAAUCAAAAGAGAUAAAUACAAUGGACAACUGGUACAAAUCUGAGAUUAAGACACAAAAAAAUGGGGCCAUAUUUAAGUAAGAUUCGAUUAAAUUAUAUACACUCCAAAGAAAAAUUGAUUAUCAAUUCGCAAACGAAAAAGUGGAACAAAUUUGGAAAAGAAUAAUUUCUAUAAAUACAAGGAGACUAGAUUUUUUUCACUAACUGGGACCUGAAUAAGAAAACAAAAGGUAAAUUUAUUUAAUAUUCUCAUAUUUACCGUGCGACAAAUUUUUUAUUGCAUAGCGAAUGAACAAACUAAAAUAAUAUCUAGUCGCACAAAUUAGGAAUUGAUUACAGAAAUAAAGAAAAGUUCCACAUUUUAAACAAAUGUUUCUCGUACAGUUCAAAUAAUCUUUACCACCAAAGAUGACAAGUUUCGGAGAGAAAAAAUAGGCUUUUUUUAUAUAAGAGAUUGUGUUGGGAGAAUGAAAACAAAAAUUCGCCAAGUCGAACAAAAAAAAACCCAUUUUCUCAAAAAGAGAAAAUUUAUACUUAAAUCAAGUUCGAUUUGUCGUAUUUUCACAAACAGAGCUUAAAAUUUUUACUUAGCUUUAUAUUUACACUUUUCGUCUUCGAUUGUGUUCAAGUAGUUUGACGAAACUAAGAUAAGUACAUUUUUUUGUAUUUAUGUUUUUAAGUUACGGUGGAUACGUUACUUUGUUGAAUACAAAAAAAUUUCACAAUAACUAUUAAUAUUUACUUUAAUUUAAAAAGAAAAGGAAUCUCUGAAACUUAAAAUCGAAAAGGAAAAAUAUUAGAUAAUCAAGAUAUCUAAAAGAAAAUAUUCUGAAUAAGAUGCACGUGGCCAAAGAAUUCGUUUUUGAAAACCUUUUUACUAUUAAAAGGAAUAUUAUUAAAAAUAAGAGAGAGAGAGAAAAAAUUAAUAAUUAUAAUACGAAGCACGUUAAAAACGUGUAGCAUAUUAGAGAUAUACUUAGAAAAGAAAAGAGAGAUUAUUAACUCUGAAAACUCUUAAGGCAUUGUGUCGAUAUUGAUAUAAUUGUUGAAAUCUCAAUGACGAUCAAAUUGUUAUAGUUAGAAGAAAAUAAAAAAAAAACUAUAACAAUGUUGCAGCCAUGACAAAGACUUAAUGUAUGAAAAAGGUAUUAAAAAUAAAAUAUAAUGGAUAUCACAAAUAUUUGCGUAAUAUUACAAAAAAAAAAGAAUAAUAUUAUAUAAAAAAUAUAUAAUAUUUCUAAGAUGGAAAUCAUGGAUUUCGAAAGUCAUAAUAUAACGUACAGCAUAAUAAGCAUACCUCGUUGAUCAUUUAAUGAUUUUGAUAUCAAUAUUUACAAUAUUUUCGAUUUUUUUUUCUAUUCUAUAUAAUGAAUUUUUCUAUGUCGUAUUUGUAUUUAUUCGAAGUCUACAGUUCAUAUUCUCAAAAUUAAUUAUCAUCAAUUAGUUUACAAAUUUAGAUUUUUCGAAAAUUCUAGAAAAACAGAAAAGCAAAAAUAAUAAAAUAUAAGCAUAAAGAAAAUAUUUCCCUAACUUAUUAAUUCUUAUUGAAUUUCUUUUCCUAAAUAUUGCAACUGUAGACUUCGUUAAAAAAAUAUUAAAUUAUUUACUGUUAAUGAAAAAAGAAAAUAAUAAUAAUAACAAGAAUGAAUGUCAUUGUAUUGAGUGAUUUGUAACAAUGCAAUAAGUCAUAUUAUUAGUCAAUAUAGUAAAUAUAUUAUAUAUUGUGCCCUCAGAGUUACUGUGGAGAAUUUAUGAUAAUAUAUAAAUCAUAAUAUAACAUUUAUUUUUAAGUAAUUAAUUUUGUGCGUGUUUAUAUUCGUUUAAAUCAAUUUCUCGCAAAAGUUAAGCGCUUUCAUUGAAAAAGAAAAUAAUUAAAAAAAAGAGAGAAACAAUCCCUUGUAUGAAUGUGGAACAAAUAAAAUCUGUAUCAUGUAGUCUCAAAGACUUGGGAGAUUUUUCCAAAAUUAUAUUUUCGUAAUCAAUGGUAUUCGCAUUUAAUUUUGUAUUAUUAUACAUAUGUAUAAUACAUAUAGAUAAGAGAGGCUACAUGCAAAUGUCAAAACGUUCAAUAUAUAUAAAUCAAAUUCUGAAACAA